UAAAAGUUUUAUGUAGACUUGGUGCAAGCUUACAAAAUAAACUGAAAACAUUUGUCAACUUAAUAAAUUUUCUACUGGAAAUGUGUGGAUGGUGUUUGAUAAAUUGAUAGGUUUAAAUAAAUUUGGUGAAAAUUGGGAGAGAAGAAUUGGAUCUCUUAAAAGCACACAAAGAAAAGAAUUUCACGAAUGGGUUCUUAAAGUCUAUGAAGAUUACAGAGAUGGAUGUGGUUCACCUGGAUAUCAACAAAGGAUAAGAGCUCUGUCAGAAAAUAUUCCUAAUCGAGAUGAUAACUGGAUUCCUCAGGCACAAAGAAUGGAAGAAAGUUUUACCAUUCAUUUGGGUUCGCAAUUGAAAGUGAUGCAUAAUUUACGCCUAUUAUCGACAGAUGUUUUAGACCUGUGUAGACACAAACUGAAUAAAAUUAAUGGAAUCGUUGUGCCACAACCUCAAAGAUUACAGACGGCAAUAUCUUUAUAUUCAAAUAAUUUAUGUGGAUUAGUAUUGUUAGUUGAUAAUAGAAUUAAUAGCUAUACAGGAAUAAAAAGAGAUUUUGCUGCUGUUUGUCAGCUCUCAACUGAAUUUCAUUUUCUGGAUUUAGAGUGUCAGUUGGAGUCAAUUCGUGACAAUUCCAAACAGGCUUCAGAAUGGCGGAUGGUUAAUGGUCCUCAAGUAGAAAGUGGAAGCAGUGGAAAAUCUAGCAUAUCUUCAGAACAUCAAAAUUCCUCUUCAUUGUUGAAAUAUGGUGAUUUUUAUAUAACUCAUCAUUCCAAUUUGUCUGAAGUGCAUGUGGUAUUUCAUCUUGUGACGGAUGAUUCGUUACAUCAAGCAGAAAUUAAUUCUCGUCAUCCUGUAAUUUUAGGAUUACGAAAUAUUCUUCGAGUAGCUCACGAAAGAGACAUUUGCACCAUUACUAUUCCAUUAUUAUUAGUACAUGAAAUGUCAGAGGAAAUGACCAUUCAGUGGUGUUUGAAACGUGCAGAAUUGGUUUUCAAAUGUGUUAAAGGAUUUAUGAUUGAAAUGGCUUCAUUGGUAGGGGAAGAAACGAGAACUGUGCAGUUUCUUGUUCCAAAGGGAAUAUCGGAAGGCCUUUUUUCUAGUCUGUCGUCCAUGCUACCCAGCAUAUUUCGAGUAUCCAAUCCUCUGGUGCUAAAGACUAGGUGAAAGAAAUAAUAAUCAGUCAAACUUUACUUUGUUCGUCAUGUGCAUAAAAUUGUGAAUCUUGAAAUAUACAGAUUGUUGAAAUAGUACAAGUUAAUAAAGUGUCUUGUUCUGCUUCUGGA
Molecule: messenger RNA, 1281 nt
Organism: Centruroides sculpturatus (bark scorpion)
Lineage: Eukaryota; Metazoa; Arthropoda; Arachnida; Scorpiones; Buthidae
Product: protein C12orf4 homolog
Exons: 9
Coding region: 89-1162 (357 amino acids)
Cellular component (GO): cytoplasm
Source: RefSeq, a predicted model, not a curated record